Aspergillus calidoustus is the source of this 1379-nucleotide messenger RNA. The record is from the annotation of a GenBank genome assembly. Lineage: Eukaryota; Fungi; Ascomycota; Eurotiomycetes; Eurotiales; Aspergillaceae.
CGCCGUUCAGAAAGAAAGUGAACCCAAAUAGGUAAAGUUCUCGCCCCAUCCAGCUGGGGUCGCUGUCUUUUGAGCGCAAGAAUAAAGAAGCGCCGCUUUUCGCUUCGAAGCUCGUAUUCUCAAUUUAAUCACAUUCAGUUAGACUUUCUCCUUUCGCUUUUCUCUCGACAUUUCCCUCAUUCUGUUGUAUGUAUGGAGUCUACUACUGUAUAGUUUUGUAUAUUUAUAUCCCCGCCAUGAAUAGAGGCACCAUACUCCACAGGGCCGUCAAGCUCAAGCCUGUGCUGCAGGCGGCAGUGGCCCUCGUGUUGGUAUUCUCGUUGCUCAGUUUAUUCGCAAACUACACAAAUGUCACGGCCUCAGUCAACCUUUCCAAGCCUCGACCGACAGUCGGCAAGGUUAUGAUGAUCUACGGCAACAACACUGUUUACGAGCGAGCAGUCGAGACGCACAGAGCGCAUUGCCUCAAACAAGGCUACCCGCUCUUCCUUUUGCAAAGGCAAGUGGUGGAUGGUGUAUGGAACAAGCUCGCAUACCUCAUCUACCUCAUAGUGCAGGAGUUGGAAAAGCCGCCGGAAGAACGAUUGGAAUGGUUAUUCUGGGCCGACAGCGACACGAUACUUACGAACCCCAAUAUGAGGCUCGAGACCUUCCUUCCUCCACCCCACCUGACCGAUGUCCAUCUUGUCCUUACAACAGAUUGGAAUGGAAUGAAUGCCGGCGUAUUUCCGAUACGCGUCCACCCAUGGUCUAUCAGCUUCCUCUCCGCCGCAGUCGGCUAUCCCAUCAUGAACCCCGAUGCCACACUCAUCUGGGCCGAGCAGUCCGCCAUGGUCAAAGUCCUCGAGGAACGCAAGGAGCUAGCACAGUCUGUCGUCUACGUACCUCUGCGGUGGUUCAACGCAUACAUGGCUUCCCCGGAUGGCGAGAACCUGAAUCCUGAUGCGUCGGAGGAUCUACAGUUCCACCCUGGUGACCUCCUUGUUCAUUUCCCGGGCACCGGUAGCGCCAAUCUCAAUAAAACCAUGACCCCGUACUUCAACAUCGCAGAGUCUCAUCGUCCAAGCUGGGAACUUCCGAUGGAGGAGACGGUGUAUCCUGCCGAAACAGCCGAGUUUUGGAGGUUAUACAGCGUCGAGCAUGGUAUUGCAUAUCCUAAUACGACAUCUAUUCAAGAAGGAAUGCCCGGUUCGCGACCUUGAACUUCUCAGAGGAUAUUUCUUAUAUAUACAUUAUAGAUUUUGAUCCUGAAAAGAUAUUCAUACAUCUUGCGUACAGGACAGGAGUCAACUAUAGUUAAUAAAUGCUAAUUGAAUACCCGGCUAUCGUGUAUAUUAUCAUAUUCGUCGCCAGGAAUAUAGAUUCUGGUAUUGUAUGAG